AUGAGGUUGACAUUGGGUUCCCUGCUCCUCGGAGCCAGCGCGGUGCUCUCCGCGCCCGCCCAGCGGUCCGAGGCCGACGGCAGACACACCCUCUGGCUCGCCGGCGACAGCACCAUGGCGCCGGACGGCGGCCACAACGGCACCCAGGGCUGGGGCGAGUACCUGCACUACUCGCUCGACGCCUCCAGGAUCCGCGUCAACAACUCGGCCUACGCCGGCCGGAGCGCGCGCACCUUCACGCGCGAGGGCCGCUUCCAGCGCAUCAUCGACCAGGUCCAGCCGGGCGACUGGGUGGUCAUUGAGUUUGGCCACAACGACGGUCCUGGAAACCCCAUCAACGACACCGUCAAGAACCGAGUCGACUGCCCCGGCAUCGGAAACAACACCUGCCCGGUGACUUUCAAUGGCGAACCCGAGAUCGUCCAGACGUACACCACCUACCUGCGCAACGCGUCCUCCAUCUUCCUCUCCCUUGGCGCCAGGGUCGUCAUCUCGACCUCGACCCCGAUCAACCCGUACAGCACCGGGACCUUCUCCUGGGCCCCGACCAUCUACUCGUGGUACUCGUGGCACGUCGUCGAGUCCCUCGGCGGCCCCGCGGCCGGCAUCUACUACGUGCCUCACGGCAACUACAGCGCCCAGGCCCUCGAGGUGCAAGGCCCCGCCGCCGUCGUCGAGGGGUUCCCCAUGGACCCCGUCCACAUGUCGCCCAGGCUCGCCGACUCCUUCGCCGGCGCCUUCGUCCUCGGCUUGAAGUGCGGCACGUCGCCGCUGCAGCAGUAUGUCGUGAACGCCACGUCGAGGCUCGAGGGCGACAGGCUGGGUACUUGCCUGCAGGUGAAUGCGACGCUGCCCAUCUGA
Messenger RNA from Colletotrichum higginsianum IMI 349063, 861 nucleotides. Its product is annotated as GDSL-like Lipase/Acylhydrolase. Gene Ontology annotation, molecular function: hydrolase activity. The coding region runs from base 1 to 861 and encodes 286 amino acids. The record is from RefSeq and is a predicted model, not a curated record. NCBI's taxonomy places the organism in Eukaryota, Fungi, Ascomycota, Sordariomycetes, Glomerellales, Glomerellaceae. The transcript is spliced from 3 exons.